AAGAGUGCUGAAAGGACUUCAGUCUCCUGUUAUCCUGUAACUGCUAAGCGUCUCCUCUAUGGCAUAUCAACAUCGCAUGCAUUAUCUAGAGGGUGUGACCAAGUUGAACGACAAAAAAUUUUCAUACUUUGCUCAGUCUUCGGAAUGUGAAGUUCCUGCAGGACAUUUGUCUCAGCGACGUAGCAAGCAGCAAUAAAACUAAAAACUUAAAAAAUCUAAAAGAAAACCAAUUCAAUUGAAUUCAACAGAAAUCACAAACAACUACAGUGAAAAUGAAAAAAACUUGCCAAAAAAAGUGCUUCGUGGACGUCUAAAUUACCGUUUCGUGGUUUCGUGCCAGGCAAAAGAAUUUAAAAUGUGCGACAGUUUGAUGUCAAGAGUUUAGAACUCUGCCCUCAGAACACACGAAGCAUAACAACGACCAGGACGAGGACGCGGACGCGGACGAGGACGGCACCUGCAGGAGCAUCGCACUCCACACCGUCUCCAUUUCCAUCUCCAAUCCACGCAGCACUUCAUUUGGGACCACUUCACAAGCACUUAGUACGCAUUAGGCGGCCAAUCCCAAAACCAGGAUGGGCGACUAUCACGAGUUUACGGAUCAGUACAAAGUGCCGGUGAUAGCCAAGCUGCUGCACGCUCUGCCCCACUACAAUAUCACGUUCCACAAAAUCAACAGCACGUUCCGGCCCAACGAUGAGAUCUAUCUGGAGAGCCUGGGCAUAUUGGGAUCGGUGCCGGCAGCGCUGCUGAUUGUCUCUUUGCUGGGACUGCUGUUUUAUUUGAUGACGCGCUGCUGUGACCGGAAGCCGCGACCGGCGCACUCCAUAACCAGCUUGAAGGUGGCACUGUCCAUAGUUACGGUGAUGUGCUGUGCGGCGAUUGGACUGGGCCUCUAUGGGAACGAUGAUCUGCACAAUGGACUGCUGGAGGUGCUCACAGCUGGACGCAAAGUGGACAAUUUGGUGACAACAAUACGAAAUCAAACGCACAUACUGGAGAAUACGCUGACCAAUCGCAUCAGGCCGCAGCUGGUGGAGCUGGCCGAUAUUUUUGAUCAGCCGGUGUCCAAUCAGACGGCGCUCUCCAAGCUCUUUGUCUCGCUCAACAUUGUGCAGGGUAAUGUGACAUUGGCAACGAAUGCGGCCAGCGAUAUACGACGUCCACUGAUGGGCAUCUCGAUGACGCACUUCCUCACUCGCGGCGACCAAUGGGAGCUGAUUCGCUGGCCGGGCACGGUGGCAACUCUGGCUUUGCUGCUCGUACUCUGUGCCGUCUUACUCGUGGGCGUGGCACGGCACUCGCGCUGUGCCCUAAUCCUGUUUAGCGUAUGCGGCCUGCUGGCCGUUACCGGCUCCUGGCUGAUGUCCGGCCUGUAUCUGUCAUCGUCGGUGGCGGUUGGCGAUCUGUGCAUUAGUCCAGCCGAUUUUCUGGUCUCGACAGCGCCACGGGAUCUCCCAACGAAUGUGCUGCUGCACUAUACACAAUGCGAGCCGGGACACACGAAUCCGUUUACCCAGCGACUACGCGAAUCGCAAAACUCCCUUAACAAUGCCCGCAGCGCCAUGGCCACCGUGAUGAAGAUCUCUCUGGUGCUGUUCAAGAGUUCGGGCCUGCAGCCGAAAUUGGGUGCGGUGAAUGCGGAUUUGAACAGUAGCGAACGGCUGCUCACCCAGCUGACCGCCCUGGUUGACUGCAAGGCGGUGCAUCACAAUUUUUUGGCCGCGGCCCGUGGCCUCUGUGAGGGCGGCCUGUUGGGCCUGGUGCUGAUGCUCAUUGCCAGCUUCAUAGCGGCCAUAUUGCUGACGAUUAUGGUGUGGGUCGAUUCGCACACAUGGAUCUAUAUACGCAAGCGUAACGACUAUGCCCAGGUGGAUGAGCCAUCGUAUAUAUCGCAUCCGGCGCCACAGAAUCAUCAGCAGAUGAUGAAUGCGGCACGCACCCUGCCGCGAAACCAUAACGGGCACUUCAGUCCGCCGGUGAUCAGUGGCUCCCACACGUUGCAGCAUCCCAACAAGCGACAGCAGCACGAGAUGAUGGCCCACGCACACAUCCAGCAAAACAUGCGGGCAAUGGGCACCCAUACGCUGGGCAGACUGCCGUCGCACAACCACAGCCCCACCCACAUGACUGGUCCUAAUAACGCCGCCGCCGUCGCCGCCGCCGCAGCCGCUUCCUCCGUACCGCCCACCACACAGGCCCAGGUGGCCCAGGCCCAGGCUCAGGCCCAGGCUCAGGCCCACGCUCAUGCCCAGGCUCAGCAGCAGCAGCAACAGCAGUUGGGUCCGCAGCCAAUCUACUGCCAUCAUCCGCACCAGCAUCCGCACGCGCAUCCGCACGCACAUCCCCAUUCGCACUCGGCCGCAGUUGCCGCUGCCGUGCAGCACCAGCACGCCAUUUACCACCAGCAACAGGCGCAGGCCCAGGCCCAGGCACAGCAGUAUGGCACAUAUACGACGGCCGCGGCGGCACAUGCACAUGCGCAGCAGCAUCAUUUGCCGCCGCCGGGUCAGAGCCAGAUCUAUCAGCAGAUACCGGCGCAUUUGGCCGGUCAACUGGCGCCCAAUGGGAAUCCGCAUUCCAUUUAUCAGCCGCUGGUGGCGGUUAGCCAGGGAUCCAUUUAUGUGUCCAAUUUGGCGACAAUGCGCCGCCAAAAUAGCCAGGGUGGGCCGCAAAUACCGGCGCAUCACCACCAGGCCUCAGUGCAGGCGCAGCCACCGCCAAAUCCACACCAGCAGCAGCAACAGCAACCGAAUCCUCAUGCCCACCAGCAGCAGGCGCCACAGCAGCAGCAGCAGCAGCCGCCGCCGCCUUCGCAGCAGCAACAGCAGCAGAUGCUACAGCAUCAGCUGAAGUCGCCGCAGCAACAGCAGCUGCAGCAACUGCAGCAGCAGCAGCAUCAGCAGCCACCGGAGGCGGAAGUGGUGCCCAUUAGUACCACCAUGGAUACGGCCAUAUACGAUCGGGAUAAGCAAAUUUACAAGUGCUCCACACUGCGCCAGGGCGGCAAAUUUGAUCCCAAGUACAAGCCAUCAAUACUGAAUUGCCCACUGCCUGAAAUACCCAAAGAUGCGGAGCAGCCAAAAGUGGAGUCCAUCUAUCAGCAGCAGCAGCAGCAUCAGUCGCAGAACUAUUCCAAAACUUUGCAACGGCCACCAAUGAAGCUGCCGCCGCAAAUGAAGGCCAUACCGCCGCCACGGAUUGGUACGCCCACCUCGCCGCCGCCGCCAACAGCUCAGGUUGAUGCGGCGCUGCAGAAUGGCGGCGGCAAUGAUGAUGCCGCCCUGCCACCGCCGCCCAUGGAGGCGCAGACGCAUCUGGGCACCAGCGUGGACGCCACGCCGCCCAAGUCACGCAUCCAGGCCGCCAAUGGCAAGCCUGGCAACGGUCUCGCACUGCACAAUGGCGGCGGUGGCGUCGGCGGUGGCGGUGGGGGUGGGGUUGGUGUUGGGGGUGGCAACGGUGGUGGAGCAGCACCAUCAGCUGGAAAUGCUGGCACCGUUCUGGACGAUGACGACGAUCUGCCACCGCCUCCGCCGGCGAUAACCGACGAGAGCAACUAUGCCGUAACCGAGCUGUAAGCGCAGCUGUGCAAAGAGAUUUGGUUAUACAACCAGGAUGUGCCCCAGACCUGAUGGCAUUUAGUAACAUUUUGAGUGUUCCUUGGUUCUUGAUUUGCAUUUCGAAUCCUAAUCCUCUCUUAUGCAUCCUACCAAUUAGGGCUAGCCAAACACACAAAAAAUGAAACGAAAACAAAAAUACUUGAAACUGAUGGAAAUACAACCCAACUACUCGACUUUUGUAUAUAUACAAACACACACGACUACACAAAUCCUAACUAUUAUACACACAUACACAUACAUAUGUAUCUAUGACAUUUACUAGACAUACAUAUACAUAUAUGUAUACAUAUACACACAAUAUUUAGUACGAAUAUUCUUUUUGAUAAUAGGCAUUUUUAUGAUCGCAAAAUUUUUAUUGUAACAAUUUUAGCUGGAAACAGAGGCAACAGAAGCAUAACAAGAAGAUGAUAAAGAAGAAGAAGAAGAAUAGGAAGCCAAAAGAGGAGCUGAAUAUAUGCAAAGAACACAAGCAAAUAUGGGAAAAACUUAUUGUAUUAUAUAGCAGUUAUAUACAUAGUUAUAUGUAGAAGUGUAGGCCGGAACUACUCAAAAAAAAGAAAAAAAAGAAAAGAAAAUAUAUAGAUAACAUUGCUUCUGCCCCUCUCUCCACGCAAAAAAAUACUAUUAGUGGUGGCUCUCUAGUUAUAACAUUCAGAAAUUAGUAUUGUUACUGAAAAUACUAAAGACCACUUUUUUCUCUUUAUUGAUUUAUUUUUUUAAAACAAAAAUGUUUCAUAACCUCAAAAAGCAGCUAGCGAGAGCGACCGUUAAAACACAUAACGGUUAAGAGAGGCAACAGAUGAUGGUCGGGGAGGGGGAACAGCAGCAGAGGGCAUCGCAUGAGUGAACGUUUUUCAAGGCAUUUUGUCGAGUCAAUUUUUUUCCAAAAAUAUGAUCGCGAAUGGCCGGCUUUGGUCGGUUGUACGCUAGGGUGUGUGUCUGUGUGUGUGUGCGUGUCUGUGUGUGUGUGUGUGGCAUGAAUGUGCGAAAUCUCUGAUAUUUUGGAACUUGUGGAAGGAGGGGGGGGGGACGGGUUGAGUGGGUUAUUUGGGUUGUGCGCCAGGUUAGGAUCCGGUUAGAGCUGUUCGGACCUUGCGAUUUUAUUGUAAUUAACCGUAAGCUUAACAACAAUUGCAUUUAUUAACAAUUUAAACUAAAUACUUAGCACAUUCCGAGUGCGCAUAUACAUACAUAUACAUAUACAAACAUACUAUAUACAUAUGUAGCUAUACAAGUAACUGUAUAUUUAAUAGCAGUAGCUAAACGAAAGUCGAAAGCGUAGCCUAAAACAAAAACUGGACUAUAUAUGCAUAUGCAUUUAUCCAGAUCGUGUGUAAACAGAUAGCAAUAUAAAAAUUUAUAUAAAAAAAAGUACUGCCCCGACAUUCGGCUGAGCCGAAGCAAACCGCAAACCGAGAACACAAAAAAAAGACGCAAACAAAUACUAAACAGUUAUAAAUGAUAUAUACAUAUAUAUACAUAACUUAUAUAUAUGUAUAUAUAUAUGGACUACCGCAAUAUGAUAAUGUACUUACAAAGAAAUAAAACUCAAUACUUGUGUAGUUAGUUAGCGGAGUUGUUAGUGGAAUUCUAUAAAAAAAAAACAAAAACAAAUACAAAUAAAAGCAAAACAAAACAGUGUGACCAGAGGUCAGGCUAAAGCCCAUCAACUAAAAAGUCGCUUGAACACUGCCCGACAAGUCAGUGAGUUUUUAACACACACACACACUCACACACACACACACACACACACAUAUAUAUAUAUAUAAACUACAUUAACAGUAAAGCUAGAUUUAUUACUAGACUACUACUGUACACUAUAUAGAGCACAUCGGGAAUGAUCAAUUGUAUAAUAUAUAUAUGUAUAAAUAUAUAUAUAUUUAUAUAUAUAUACAUAUGUAUGAAGCAUAUAAAGCGUAAACGAAAACGAAGUGACAAAAGCAAAAAACAAAAGAGAAAAAAACAAAAAAAGAAGAAAAACCAAAAGAAUUUCGAACAUUUAUUCGAUAAACUUAAACUUUUAAGUAUUAAUACUUAUACUGUAUAGAACUGUAAAGUAACUUCAAACAAAAACGACCGAAUCAAGUUUUUUUAUUCGCUUAUAUACAAUUACAAUACAUAAUGUUAUAAAUUAUUGAAAGAUACGGCACGAGCAUAGCUGUCCCACGCCCCCAAUCCACCAUCGAAUUUCGAAAAUGCAAAGAAAAAUUAAAUACCUAUUCGGUUGAUCGAAUAUGAAAUAUAUCCUUGCAGGCAUACGUAUAUUUAGGACAGAUGUGCGACAAUGUUAACUCUGAUCUUUAAGAAUUUCUAGUCACUGUGCAUAAAAUCUAUAAAUCUAUAUACUUCAUAUAGUACUAUACUGUGCAUACAAAGUUUUCCAAUUUAACUUUUCUAUAUAUCUAUAUACUUUAUAUAGUAUACUUUACUGUGCACAAAAAGUUUUCCAAUUUAAGUUUUCUUGCGAAAACUCUAUUUUCAAGCAAUUUUUCUUUUGGAAAAACUUGGAAGCUUUACACAAAAGAAAGUUAUUCCUAAAAUCAUUCACAAAUCGUUCUUGAUGAGAGAUAUACAUGGGCAGGCUUACAUGGUAAAUUAAUCGACCUAAUCAAGAAGAGAAGAAGAGAAUUUUCGGAAAAUAUAUUCUUAUUUUCAACAUAACCUGCAUUUAUGGGGUAUUUAUUGCCGCAGUCCUCCGAUUUUGGUAUGCUUUUCCAGCAGAAUGAUUUCUCAGGGCUCUCAAACUUGACAUAAACUUCGCAGACGAUCUAUCAACCCGUUUGCAAUCCCCAUUUCCUUAUGUUUGGAAAUAUAAAUCGUAUAAUGGAAUGACAUUAUCUGGCUAACUCUAGCGCAUCUGUGCCAAGUUUUGGGUACAUGAAAUCGGCUUGUAUACCCGAUUUAAAAUCACAUACAUAUAUGUAUAUAAACGCACUGCGGGGAUAUAAUUGGGAGAAGUCUAUAAUAGACAAGCAGAUUUAAAGGCAUGAUGGCGCAACUAGAACUUUGGGAAUGGGCUGGAAUGGACUUGCGACAGAAGCUGAUCGAAGAAGCUAUAUAUACACACACAUAAAUACAUACAUAUACAUAUAUAACACACUAGCUCGUAAAUAUAUUUCUGUGUUAAAUGUUGUCAUCGUACGCGUUGUAGUUAUUAAAGGGAAAAUACAAAAAAAAAAGAGAACGAAACUUUAGGAGCUGGGAAACCUUUCGGGAAUGUAGAGGCGGCUGGCAUAGGCCGUCGCGGGGCGCGGCAAGAUCAAGUUGUACAACAUAUGCAAACAUUUAGUGUAUAUGCAUAAAUAGUUAAAGACAAUGUAAAGAAGCGGCAGAAGCAGAAGCUUAAACAAAAAAAAAAAAAAAAAAAGAAAUUAAAGAACAAAACAAAAAACAAGAAAAACAUUAAAAUUCGUAGGCAAAGUCGAAAGCAAAAUGAAAAACAAAAAAAAACUCGCAUACCUAAAAAUUCGAUUAGGUUCGGAAAAUCGCUUGCGAAGCAAUUUCACAAAGUUGCGUGGAAUGGAGUUCGGGAACUAAACCGAUUGAAGGGUAUAUGAUAUUUUAUGCGCAACAAAGUAGAAACUACAUAAAAAAAUAUAUUAAAAAAACCAACAUAAAAAAAAAACAAAAACAAACAA
Drosophila montana is the source of this 7261-nucleotide messenger RNA. RefSeq names its product tweety (gene tty). Bases 576 to 3581 code for a protein of 1001 amino acids. Lineage: Eukaryota; Metazoa; Arthropoda; Insecta; Diptera; Drosophilidae. Gene Ontology annotation, cellular component: plasma membrane. Gene Ontology annotation, molecular function: intracellularly calcium-gated chloride channel activity; volume-sensitive chloride channel activity. The transcript is spliced from 8 exons. The record is from RefSeq and is a predicted model, not a curated record.